ACUACUCUAUGUUACUACCUUCAUAGUGGGAAGUAACAUAUGUGUAGUGUCAUGCAAAGCCAUAUUAAUUAGGUUGUAGACUCAUCUAAUCUUGGAAAAUGUGAUGUUAUGGUAACAUAGCUAGUUACCACAAUGCUCUCUUUCCUCAAUUAAUGAUGUGCCAUGUCAUCAAAUUGCUUAGUUGGCGUUGCAUGUAGCUCUAUGUUACUACCCAAGUUACUCCCACUAUGAGUAGUCUUAGGCAUUACUUUUCACGGUAAAAUGAUAAACUAGUCAACAUAGUCCGCAUUACUUUUUUUGUUGAGAUAUAUACCCCCACAACGGUCGUCUCCUCCUUAAUUUAUUGUGUAUAAACCCCCACAACGGUCAUCUCCUCCUUAUUUUAUUGUGUAAACCCCUACAACGGUCAUCUCUCCCUUAUAAACACCCACACGGCCAUCCCUUGUGUCAAUAGGUUCUGCCUCUCUCUUCUUCGUUCACAUACACUUUAUCCAUUGCCAUGGCUUCCACGUCUCGGACGCGGACCGGAAGGGGAAGGGGAAGGGGAAGGGGAAGGGGAAUGGGAAGUGGAUCAUCAUCAUUGCCACCACCACCGUCAACACUGCCAUUGAUCAUAGAGGAGUUCUUCAUCGUCGUCUAUGAAGACCCUUUGGUCAAGAAGGAACUCCCAAAAAAAUUUGCGGACUAUCUUGACGGCAAGGAGCCAGCUAAGGUGUAUCUGCGAGCAGCUGACUGCGGUCCUCGUCUCUGGACCGUGGAGGUCCUAUUUGACGGACAAGGCCGGAUGUACCUCGACAAGGGCUGGGAGAAAUUCGCCAUCGCGCACGGUGUGGAUUUCGGCUGGUUCGUACACUUCAAAUAUGAAGGCGAUGAUGUGCUCACAGUGAAGGUGUUUGACGGAACAAUGUGCAGGAGGUACUACUACUCAGACGACGAAGAUACUGAUGAUGAAAGCGACGACGACGUGAAGCCAUGCAUCCAUCCCCUUUAGAUAAUUAAGGGGAUCAUGACCAAGAAUAUAUAUGUAGCUUCAUAUGCAUCGAUUUAGAGAUCUAGCUAUUUUCUAUAUAUUAUGCAUGUAAAAAAUAAUAUCGCAUUUCCACUAUUAUUCGAGCACCACAUCCUCGCCGCCACUGCUAGGUCAACGCCGGGAUGCACAAUGUUUAGCAUAAAAGUCACUUUAGAUUAAGCUGCGAAAAUAGUCACCUGCCAUGGGCUGAGGCGGCCCCUACAGAGCGGCUCUAUAUUAUAUUCUCUAAAUAAAAUAGACGACCACAGCGGUCAUUGACUGCGGAGGCCCCACAGAGCGGCAAUAUAUAAUUUUCUAUAAAUAAAUAGACGACCCACUGGUCAUUGGCUGCGGCAGCCCCAUAGAGCGGCCCCAUUUGUCAUUGGCAGCACCGCGUAUACAAUCAGUAAAUAAAACGGCCCACGCAUCAGCGGUAGAUGGAUCCACCCGUCAGCACGAGACGGUCAGCGAGGAACUGACCUCACGGUAACGGUAAGGCCUCUGACCUGACGGCAACCCGCGUCUUCGAUGGGUUUCAAACUAGAGGGAGGGGAAAACUGAGGAAAAACUAACG
Messenger RNA from Lolium perenne, 1583 nucleotides. The record is from RefSeq and is a predicted model, not a curated record. NCBI's taxonomy places the organism in Eukaryota, Viridiplantae, Streptophyta, Magnoliopsida, Poales, Poaceae.